Rotaria sp. Silwood2 is the source of this 828-nucleotide messenger RNA. The record is from the annotation of a GenBank genome assembly. NCBI's taxonomy places the organism in Eukaryota, Metazoa, Rotifera, Eurotatoria, Philodinida, Philodinidae.
UGUCGAGUUAAAGUUGAAGGUACUGAAACUAAAACUCAAACAUUUGAAAGUCAAACAAAUCCACAAUUUGAACAUAUAUCACAAUUUUUAUGUGCAAAUCCACUUCAUGAAAAAUUAAAAAUUGAUGUAUGUAAUGCACAAAGUAGAAAUGAAGUAAUUGCAUAUUUUGAAAUGCCAAUUAAACAAAUCUAUGAUACUGAUACAAUGACUAUCGAUACCCAAACAUAUCCACUGAAAAGUGUAUCUGGACCAUUAGAUAAAACAGAAAUUAUUCUUCGCUUAUCACUUUUCAUUCUAUCUCCUGGCCAUUCAAGUGAAACUCGUUUAAGUUCAUCACCACAAACACCAUCUGCUACGCCAUCAACAUCAAGAACAACUACAAGAACAGAUAGUAAUCGUAACAAUAUAUCAACAAAUUUUGGUACUAUAAAAAUUGGUAUUCGUUAUAUUAUUCAUCGUUCAGCUUUAUCUGUAACAGUACAUGCAUGCCAAGAACUUAUGAAUGUUCAUCAACUGAAUUUACCGGAUCCAUAUGUACGUCUUUAUUUAAUACUGGAUUUCAAACAUGAUAAAGAGAAAACAAAAUCUAUUCAUGAUACACUUAAUCCAAUCUAUGAUGCUUUAUUUGAAUGGCAAGCAUCAUUAGCGAAAAUAUGUCGACAACGUCUGUAUUUAAGUAUCAAAAAUAACUCAUCUUUAUUUAAACAAGAGCGAACAUAUAUGGGGGAUAAAAAAAAAAGUAUUGCUUGGUAUGCAUUACAAAAGUCAAAUACAAGCGGUGGUGGCAUCAUAAAAGUAAAAUAUGAUACAUUAGAAUCAAAUAAAUAA